This is a messenger RNA of Daucus carota subsp. sativus, 2214 nucleotides long. RefSeq lists its product as uncharacterized. The record is from RefSeq and is a predicted model, not a curated record. The transcript has 3 exons. NCBI's taxonomy places the organism in Eukaryota, Viridiplantae, Streptophyta, Magnoliopsida, Apiales, Apiaceae. Bases 41 to 2029 code for a protein of 662 amino acids.
UUACAACUAAAUCCGAGAGAAAAGAAGAAGAGUUACAGAAAUGAAGCACUUUAGCCAUGAGCAUGAACUAGUCCUGAAUGAGACUUACAUUGCUAAGGAGGGUGAUGUAUGCCGUGGCUGCAACGAUCAAAUAGUCUCCUGCAAAUCAUUUGUUUACACUUGCGGCCGCAGCAGCAGCGGGAGCAGCAGUGCUUAUAAGCCGCGGCAGCAGCUUAUAUCUGAUUAUUUCAAAGGUACUAAUUCCUAUGAUGAAAUUUUUGGAUCAAAAUAUCUUGAAGGUAUUGGCUAUAAUACAUGUCAGGGAUUCUUACUCCACAAGACGUGUGCUGAAUUACCCCGCUUUAUGGACAAGCAGCUCCUCAGAGGCUAUGCCGAAUUCCCUGAAGCCCCUUUUAUCAGAGACACCAACGUCCUUGCUGCCGGUUCCAGGCCCAGAGGACUUAACGACUCCGUCACAUAUAAAGCUCUCCAGGGGAGGUGUAUGUGUGCUGUUUGCGGCAAAAACUGGAAAUGGUUCUCCUAUUGUACUCUGUAUGGCCACAUCUUCUUUGUUUGCCUCAAAUGUGCUAUUUUUCUUUUCCAGUCCGUGGAGGACUCGAAGUUUCACCACCAAGCCCACACUCAACACGAAUUACUAUUCAUCAAGACUCCGUCCUUGUUCAAUUGUUGUGCUUGCAAAGAGGAGGAUGAUUUUAAACACUUGUCUUAUAAAUGCACUGUAUGUCAGUUUUGGAUUCACAAGAGUUGCGGGGAUGCUCCUACUUCUUUCGCAUUUCAUUUCCAUGACAAGCACCCUCUUCACCUCACAUUCUGUCUUCCAAAGAUUUAUCACAGAUUUACGCAGUAUUGCAGACUCUGCUAUGAAACACUGAAUCGAUUGGAUUGGCUUUACUAUUGUCGAAAAUGCAGAUUUUUUGUUCAUUUUCAAUGUGCCGGAUCAUAUCCAAUGCUGAGCUCCACCGAAGAUAGUACAUAUCCCAAUUUGGUGCACCUCCCUGCAACUGAUGAAUCAUCACUAGUUGAGUAUUUUGUCCAGGCGAUGAGUAGGUUGAAUAAUGAUAACAACAUUAGAAACAGAGCCACAACAAAUCGCAUCAAGGAUUGGGCUCACGAGGAACAUCAUCUACAACUUAUAACAAUUUCUGACCUACAUGACCACACAGAUAUUGCUGAAAAGUUAUUGUUAUGUGAUGGUUGUGUCAAACCCAUCGAGACUAAUGGCAAGCCAUUUUACGGCUGUGUAUCUUGUAAAUACUUUCUGCAUAAAGUCUGCGCAGAAUUGCCGAGAGAAAUUAAGCACCACCUCUGGCCCGAAACGCAGUCUGCAAUCAAGUGCAGUGAAGCCGACAGUUUCAAAUGUAACAUUUGUAGAAACAUCUGCAAUGGUAUAAUCUUUGGCAAUCGCGAAGCAGAUACAAAACUUCAUGUAGGAUGUGCCCUGCUACCGAAAGUGAUCAAACACGACGCUCACCGUCACCAACUUACUCACCCUCGUUCUUACUUACCUUUUUUUUAUGAUUGCAGAGCCUGUGGGCAAAGAUAUGAUGCAUCGAAACACGGCUGCAAAAGCUGUGAUUUCUAUGUAUGUGGAGGAUGCAUUAUGAAGCCAAGAACUAUUAAGCACCGCUGGGAUCCUCACCCCCUUCAUUUGAUAUACGAUCCCAGCAUGGUGGGGGAUCAUGAGCACGAUUUCAAUUGCGAGCUCUGCUCUUCAGAUAUAAACGCAAAUUAUUGGUUCUAUCAUUGCAGUAGUUGUGAUCUUUCAUUCCAUAUGACUUGUGCUGAUAACAAUACCUUAACCAAACGGCAAUUCAUUGAGGAACAUCCACACCCUCUUAUCCUCUCUUCUUGCGUUCCGAAAGCUUAUCGUAAUUCGAAUAUAUCAUGCGAAAUCUGCAUCCACCGGUUGGGCGAAUUCGAGUGGAUUUUGUAUUGUACCGAGUGCAGUUAUUUCUGGCAUCUUGACUGUGCUACAACUCCGCGGGAUCAAAAUAUGAGGUUCCUUUCGGUGGGAUUUUCCGGGCUGUGAAGACUUUGAAUGCUCUUGAUAAUAUUAUUGCAUAAUCCUAUCAGAUGGAUUUCCAAAUUUCGCUUUGAAUUUACUGUACAGUUACAUCCCCUGUUUUUUUGUAUUUUUCUUAUUCACAUGACUUCUCUUUGUUACCAGAGCUUGUACAAUGAUCUGAUAUUAAUUAUUAUUUUUCAAAUAUAAUU